CUGUCCUAGAGUUUGAAGAGCUGGAGAAGUUGUUCCUGGAGCCGAGGGUUUGUUCAAGCCCUGAGUGGGUGGGGUGGCUGUGGAACAUGCUAUAAAGAAGCAUUAGGAGCUGAGCAAACACCACCAGCCGGAGCAGCAGGAGGAGAAGCGACAUGGCAGGGCUUCACGUCCGCUCCGUCCUGGUGACGGGGGCCAACCGGGGCAUCGGCCUGGGGCUGGUCCAGCAUUUCCUGGAGAUGCCAAAGCCACCCACAUGGGUCUUUGCGGGUUGCCGGGACCCCAAGGGCCAGCGGGCGCAGGAGUUACAGAAUUUGGCUUCCAAGCACCCCAACCUGAUCAUCGUCCCACUCGAAGUCAGUGACCCUGCCAGCAUCAAGGCGGCUGCAGCCAGAGUUGGGGAGCAGCUGGGGGGCUUGGGACUGAACCUCCUCAUCAACAACGCUGGAAUUGCAAAGCAAGCAUCACUUGACAACGAGACUCUGGAAAACAUGACCCAGGUUUACACCACCAACACGGUUGGGCCCCUGCUGGUUGGCCAGGCAUUCCUGCCCUUGCUGAAGAAGGCUGCUCAGGGGAGCCCGGGCUCAGCGCUGAGCUGCAACAAGGCAGCCAUCAUCAACAUGUCCAGCUCUGCUGGCUCCAUUGAGGAACUCUAUUUAUGGAAUUUAGGACAUGUUGUCUCCUACCGUUGCAGCAAGGCUGCUCUCAACAUGCUGACCAAGUGCCAGUCCCUGGGCUACCAGGAGCACGGCAUCCUCUGCGUUGCUCUCCACCCUGGCUGGGUGCAAACCGACAUGGGGGGCUCAGGAUCACAAAAGCCCCCUGUGACGGUGGAGGCCAGCGUGCAAGGGAUGCUGAAGGUGCUCUCCUCCCUCUCUGAGAAGGAGACCGGGGCCUUCCUGGACUGGGAGGGGAAGGUUGUGCCCUGGUGAGAUGCCAGUCCAAGAUCCUGACAGCAGGUCCCACCUGCACCACGUCGUGCCUGUGUCUUAAUAAAUUUGUGUCUG
Molecule: messenger RNA, 1007 nt
Organism: Calidris pugnax (ruff)
Lineage: Eukaryota; Metazoa; Chordata; Aves; Charadriiformes; Scolopacidae
Product: C-factor-like
Exons: 6
Coding region: 153-932 (259 amino acids)
Source: RefSeq, a predicted model, not a curated record